UGAUUUGAUUUAGGCGUUGACGGUUCGCUGGUAUCGUGCGCGCAUGAAUUACAAUUAAUCUAAAGACAGCCAGCCAAGCAGCGUCAGCAUCAAGCUAAAUAUUCCUACUAACAAAUAAGUAUGUAGGUUUUGUGUUGGUGUCAGCAGCAACGGCAGUGCUCGCGAGAGUUCUUUUGCAUAUUUUUCGUGUUUAUGUUCUACCUGACAUUCUAUGGCAGUUGUGAAUGUCAGCCACAAAGUGUAACAGACAAGAAAUCAGGUUGUAAAGCGAAUAAACAAGAAUCAUUAAUACGGCCAUAAAAAACACAGACUUGCCGAGGAAUUAUCUGAAUUUUGACAUUUUAAAGGCAUAACUAUAUACAUAAGUUGGUUCACGUCCUACGCACAAAAUAAACUGCACCACCGCGUGGCCAACAAUAACAGCAACAGUGUUGCCUGGCGGCGCCGCAAAUUGCUAACAAACCCUUGGAGGGGGAAAACAAGAGCAGGAAGACAGCGCCAUGGACGACGAGUUCAAACUCUGCUGGAAGAACUUCCAGGACAAUAUAGCGAGUGGAUUUCAAAAUCUGUACGAUCGUGGCGACCUGGUCGAUGUGACACUGGCGUGCGACGGCAAAUUACUGCAUGCACACAAAAUUGUCUUGGCCAUUUGCAGCCCGUACUUUCAAGAGAUAUUCACAACAAAUCCCUGCCAGCAUCCUAUAAUCAUACUCAAAGAUGUCAGUUACAACAUCAUGUGCGAGCUGCUGGAGUUCAUGUACCAGGGUGUGGUGAAUGUGAAGCACACGGAGCUGCAGUCUUUCAUGAAAAUUGGCCAACUGCUUCAGAUCAAGGGUCUGGCCACCAACUCAACCUCCUCGCCCGGUUCCAGUUCGUCCGAGAAGUCAACUAGUCAAGCGCAUGGUGCCGGGGAUGAUGAGCCGCAUCUGAACAGCAGCAGCCACAACAACAACAACAACAGCACUAGCAGCAGCAACAACAAUAAUAGCGGAGUCGUGAGCAAAACAGAGUCGGACCACAACGAGCCGCAGACCAGCAGCAAGGCUGGCCCGCCCAGUAAUUUGCGCAGCUCAACCGCCUCGCCUGGGGCGGGGGUGGGCGGCAACUACAGUAAGGGCGCCAGCGAUCAUCAAAUGUAUACAGUGAGUAAGCGGCCAACGGAGUUUGGAAACGACUCACUGUCCAUUUACCCGCGCAAACAUCGGCGCCGAUCGCUGUCAGAUCAUGCCGGCAGUGGCGGAGGCGCAGGUCCAGAGAGCAACGAAAAUACCGAUGCCGCCAUGGAUGCACUCAACAGUGAGGAGUUCUUUCUGCCGCCCAUACCACACAUAUCGAUGGUGGAGUCGCGAUACGAUAUUGGCGGUCUAAAACGCGAGAGCGAUCAUCAUGGCUCGAGCGCCUCUUCUUCCUCUGCUUCGUCCUCGGCUGCAGCGGCCGCUGUUGCUUCGCUGCGCAAUUCUUUUCCGCCGGCCUUUAAUUUGGACUACAACUUUUACAAACCCGGAAAUACUGGCGGAGCGGGCGGUGGCAGCAACAAUAACAACAACAAUGGCAACGCAGGCGUCGGCAUUGGCUCCAAUCCGGGACAAGAAUAUCCCAAUGAGCUCUACAUGCCCAACGAUUAUUCCAAGAACUUUGGCAAUCACAUGGACAUUCCGCCAAACGGUAGCAACAUGGUAAUGCUGUCUACGACAUCCCUGCUCCACGGCAACUGCGUUUUCAAUCGGAACAACACCGUCGCCACGCAGCAGGGCAUGAAGACCUACUGGUUGUGCAAGUCGUACCGGAUUAGCAUGUGCCGAGCGCGCUGCAUUACCCACCUGGGGCGAAUCAUCUCUGCAACUGGAGUGCACAAUCACACGCCUCAUAUGCGGGGCAACAGUGCCGCUGGCGUGACUGCCGGUGGUGGCGGCGGCAGCAACGCGUCUUCGACCGUCACACCCAAUCCCAAUCCGAAUCAAACGGGUGCCUUAACCUAUGGCGGAGCAACCGAUGUCGGCAUGAGCAAUGCACACUUAGUUCCCUCGACCAGCGGGCCCAACGUGGAUAUGAAUCAUACGCCAUCGUCGGGCAGCGGCUUGAGCGGAGCGUGCACACGACUUGUCCCGAGCGGCAAUAUGUUUGCCACGCAGACACCUCCACCGACAGCGCCGCCACCUCAGCCUAGCACGCAGGCGCCGCAUCACUAUCAUGCCCAUCAUCACCACCACUCUCAUUUGGCGCAAUCGCUGCCCAAUCUACUGGUGCAACAACACGGCGUUGACCUUAUGUCCAGCCCCAAUCAGAUGCAUCUGCCAAUGCAGCAUCAGCAACACCCACAUCACCAACAGCAACAGCAGAGUCAACACUCGCCACAUCCAGCCCACCAUCCGCAGCAGCAACACCAUAUGGAACUGGGUGGCGGAAAUCCUGCAUUGCUGCCUGUGUCGCCGGUCUCGCAUAUGCAGCAGAGUCCACAGUCGAAUCGCAGCAGUCACUCCCUGCACGGAGCGACGGAGUCGCCUGGUGUGGGCAUGAAGAGCCCGCCACCGCUACCACCGCAAUCGGGCUCACACAUUGAGGGAGAGCAGCACGUGCUUGACCAUAAUGCUGAUCUCUCGCCAGCCGACCUCAAUUCAAAUACUGCCGGAUCGGCGGAGGCUGCGCCGCAGGCACAGGUUAUAGACUCCAUAACGAUAUCGCCGGGUAAUGGCCAUAAUUUCAAAAUCGAGAACAUGUAAGGAGAACAUUUAAGGCAGCUGAGGACGAUAUUCGUUUAGUUUGUAAGCCCGAAUGGUUUUUAUUUAUUUUGGAGCCAGCGCCAUCCUAGAGCCGGAAGCGGCGAUAUCGUGGCAGCCGUUUAGUUAGUACUUGUAGUUGAAAUUUACGACUCUUUAUGUACUGUGAGAUGCAUAUUUGAUAAACUAAUUGAAACAAAA
Messenger RNA from Scaptodrosophila lebanonensis, 2918 nucleotides. Its product is annotated as protein bric-a-brac 2. The record is from RefSeq and is a predicted model, not a curated record. Gene Ontology annotation, biological process: regulation of transcription by RNA polymerase II. Gene Ontology annotation, molecular function: protein binding. Gene Ontology annotation, cellular component: nucleus. The transcript has 3 exons. The coding region runs from base 501 to 2720 and encodes 739 amino acids. Lineage: Eukaryota; Metazoa; Arthropoda; Insecta; Diptera; Drosophilidae.